Entamoeba invadens IP1 is the source of this 1586-nucleotide messenger RNA. Its product is annotated as phosphoglucomutase-2, putative. The record is from RefSeq and is a predicted model, not a curated record. The transcript has a single exon. Gene Ontology annotation, molecular function: magnesium ion binding; phosphopentomutase activity. Gene Ontology annotation, biological process: carbohydrate metabolic process; purine ribonucleoside salvage. The annotation marks the transcript as partial. NCBI's taxonomy places the organism in Eukaryota, Evosea, Mastigamoebida, Endamoebidae.
AAGCUGGGUUUGCUUGUAUGAACAAUCUGAUUGUGCAACAAGCCUCGCAAGGUCUUGCCAAGGCAGUUUUAUCAGAAGUUGAAGAUGCGAAAAGCAAAGGAGUAGUUAUCGGCUAUGAUGGGCGUUAUCACUCCAAAGAAUUUGCAGCUAUCACCGCACAAGUCUUCUUACACGAAGGCUUUAAAGUGUAUUUGUUCAGUACAAUAGUCCCGACUCCAUACACUGCUUUUGCUGUUUCUUUGUUACAAACUGCUUGUGGAGUCAUGGUGACUGCCUCACACAAUCCAAAAGCAGAUAAUGGUUAUAAAGUCUAUUGGGAGAAUGGCUGUCAAAUCGUCGAACCGACUGACGCGACGAUUGCCAAAUCGAUCGACGAGAACUUAGAGCCGUGGGACUUAACUCACGUCGACUUAACUCACGUCAUCGACCCACUUGAGAAAGUUCAAGGGGAAUAUACUAAACAGAUGCUUGAGACUGUCCCCCAUUUCAAAGUCCCUCAAACACCAAAAAUCAAAUACGUCUACACUCCAAUGCAUGGAGUGGGGUCGGUCUAUGUACAAAAGGCUUUUGAAGCAGCGCAGUUACCACAACCCCUUCUUGUACCUUUGCAGAAUGAAGCCGAUCCGGAAUUCCCAACCGUCCCAUUCCCAAACCCAGAAGAAGGAAAAGGCGCGUUGAAGUGUUCGAUUGACGUCGCAGAUGCAAAUGGAGCGGAUUUGAUCAUUGCGAAUGACCCCGAUGCGGACAGAUUAUCGAUUGGUGUCAGAACAAAGAACGGGUGGAGACAAUUGAGCGGCAAUGAGAUGUCGAACAUCAUUGCGGACUGGUGCUAUGUCAAGUAUAAGGAAUCGGGAUGCAAGACCCCAGCAUUCAUGGUGAGAAGUGCCGUGUCCUCCAAUUUCAUCUCAAAAAUGGGACAAGUUGAGGGAUUUGAGACACUCGAGACAUUGACGGGAUUCAAGUGGAUUGGAAACGUCGCGAAGAAGGUGGUUGACACGGAACAUAAGAAGUUGUUAAUGGCGUAUGAAGAAGCUAUUGGAUUUGUUAUUGGGAAUAUGUCAUAUGAUAAGGAUGGUGUGAGAGCAGCGGUGUGUAUAGCAGCUAUGGCACUUGAAUAUGCGGAGAAAGGUAAAACUAUCGAACAACGAUUGGAUGAGUUGUAUGAGAAAUACGGUUACUUCGCAAGCAACAAUAAGUAUUACUUCUGUUACGAUCCAAAACUGAUGGAACGUAUCUUCAACAAGAUGAGAAACGAAGGAAAAUACAUCUGGAAGUUCGGACAAUUCGAGGUCGAAAGCAUUAGAGAUCUCACUCUCGGAAUCGAUACCGCUGAGGCAGACAAGAAACCAAAAUUGCCAAUCCAAGCUUCAGCUCAAAUGAUCACUUACAGAUUCAAAAAUGGCUGUUUGGCUACUCUCAGAGGAAGUGGAACAGAACCAAAGUUGAAAUAUUAUAUCGAACUCCCGGGAAAAGUCGGGGCUAAGAGAGAAGACGUCGUCAAAGAGUUGAUGGAACUCUCCCACGAAUUGUUACAAACCACUCUCGAACCAGAGAAGAACGGCUUGAUCGCUCCUAAGGCAGAAUAA